UUCUACUUCAUGUCUCAUGGUUUCCCUGCCUUCUAUCGAAAUGCUAGAGGACAGUGCUGCGUCUCUGAGAAUCGCUGUUUUCUUUGUGUACGGUGUGUAGCAAAAUCUUGAUCGGUGACCUUUAUUUCCCCGGGCCUUUCCCCGCUUGCCUCUCGCACGACAAUGCUGCAAUUAAGUCCAUACCAGAGCGCAUGACGUGACAACAUGAAAACUAGCUGAAAUUUUUUUAUUGGGCACCGUGAGGUGUUGCGAAGUCCGUGUACGACCUCUGCUUCACCUCUAUGUCUGCCCUCUUGCGUUUCUGCUUGCUUCUGGAGGAGCGGGUGAUUGCUACGCUUGUGUUUGAGGGCCGUUUCGCCUGGAAAGGCAGUUUCGCGCUUCAAUGUAUCUGCGCUGCCACAAGAACAGAGACACUAAAUCCCGUCUCGUGUUUUACGGUUCCUCCAUUGCCUGCGUAUCCUUCGCUCCGAUGAUUCUUGUUCAGUCUUGAAUAGAUGUAUCGUUCUGAAUCAUUCACUUAAGGAUCUUCAAGGCACGGAUUUUCCUCAGCGUCGACCUCCUGGGCGAUUUGCGGGUUUUGUCCAGCCCUGCGUAACCAGUUUUUUUUCGAGCUUCAAACACCCAUCUGAAAUACGAAGAGUCGUCCCAACGAAAUUUCUACUUGAGGUUGCGAGGUUAUAAGUUGCGUCAAGAGUGGCCUUACGUUGUGGCUGACCGUCGCUUAGCCUCCUUGUAUUUCCUCGAGGCAGCAGCGUGCGCGAAGUUCUUCAGUUGCCGUUUGGUCCCCAGACUACACAGCCGAGGGCUACAUUUCAGGUUUGGUUAUGGUCGGUAGAGACAAAAAGGAGCUGUAAGAGCAUCGAUGCUCUCAUUAUCCUCACGCGAGUCCCACCUCUCGUCGCACACAAGCGAAGAUGGGGCCUUUGAGUCGGUCCGUAGACUCUUCAUUCAGAGGCAGGGUUUUUUGCCUUCAGCCUUCCUGUGCCUGUUCAUUUGCCCUCGCGACAAGAAUGACCAUUUUUGCUAUUACGGCUCUUGACUCUUUUGUGUCUGCUGAUGCGCAUCGGUCUCAGUCACAGUCUCGUGCUUCUUCCGCUGAAUCAGAUGCCUCCGGCAGGCACGAGCACCAAGCGAAUGCAGACAUACAGGAUGACUUUACCGGGGGUCAGCAGAUCCCUCUCUCCAUAGUCGCGUUUCUAGCCUUGGUGGGCAUUGCAGUUUAUCUGUAUCGACUGUUGAAUGCCUCUGAUGAAAAGCAAGAAACCAAUACUAGGGCGUCGUCGAGAUGUCUUCCCCAAAGGAGUGGUCCACAGAAUGAUCCCCAAGCGAGGCGACGGCGGAUGGACAGAUGUGCUCUUGAGAGUAUGAUCGCUGCGCCUCCUGAAGCAGAGCAGCAAUGUGGAGGCGACAAUGGGAGAACCGGAGCUCUGACUCCUCGGGAGGAAUGUCCAGGUGUCGCAACGGCGGUCGGGGCGCUGACGGCAGCGAGGCGGAGACGCGCGGAGCGUGAGGCCCGAAGAGAAGAAAGGCGCCAUCAGCAGGAACAGAGAAACGAGAGAGGGGGAGAAAGCGACGGAGAAGGUGCAGUGGGUCCCGCCGCAUCAAAGAAGGGAGAAAGUUAUCGUCUCCGUCAACUCGAACGCGAGAAGGAAAGAAUACGGAGAGAGGCGGAGGAGAAGCGAAAAGAAGAGGAAAAACGAAAACAAGAAGAGGACGAGUAUAACCAGUGGAAGGCUACGUUUUCUGUGGAGGAAUCUGGCGAGAUGGUGAGGAACGAGGAGGAAGAAAAUCGCGAAGUGGAUCGUUUCAUCAGCUUUAUCAAAGUGCACAAGCUGACGGAACUGGACGAUCUUGCAGCUGAGUUUGGCCUUCUCACCAAGGAUGUGAUCCAGCGAAUUCGAUCUUUAGAAGAGACCGACCGCUUGAGUGGCAUCCUUGACGACCGAGGGAAGUACGUUUAUAUCACAGAACAGGAGCUGGAUGCAGUUGCCGAAUUCCUCAAGACCACAGGCCGAAUUCACAAGGUGAAGGACCUCGUUCCCGCUUGCAACCGCAUGAUCCGUCUGCAUCCAACUGAGGAGGAUAAGAAGGCACUGAAGGAGGAAGAGCGAAGGGCAAUGAACCUGUUCAAACUGGAUGAUGACGUGGAACACUAACCAAAAAUCGGAAGUGCUCAGCAAAGGCGUCAGGUUUCAACUGCAUGAUCCAACGUGUUUUUUUAUAGCGCAUGAACGUUGGUUAUACUGGAAAAGAGAUGUCUCGUUGAUAGGACAACACAACGAGAGAGGUAUUGAACCUGCAGCCAUGUGGAGAACGGUCCUUUGAAUUGUGUGGCUUGAGUUGUGGGGUAACGUGUACGAGAAAAACGUAUUUGUGGUGUUCCGAGUAUUGUCACACGAAGAGCCACGUGCAUUUCUCUCUCCCUGGACUGUUGUUGUUUUGAUUUGUCCCCUUUCGGAGCCAAUAUUUACACAUUUUGUACGUCCUUUUUCCAGACAGUAGCUCACUAGGUCCUGCGACGCAGCAUCUAUACACGACGAUAUGCCAAGAAGGAUCGCAGAUUACCCUGGGGUCAAGUCAUUGCCAUGACGCAAUGGCCAGCGAGCAACACCGGACACGGCAGCAUCCCCAUCAUC
Messenger RNA from Toxoplasma gondii ME49, 2636 nucleotides. RefSeq lists its product as hypothetical. The record is from RefSeq and is a predicted model, not a curated record. The transcript is spliced from 5 exons. The coding region runs from base 915 to 2156 and encodes 413 amino acids. Lineage: Eukaryota; Apicomplexa; Conoidasida; Eucoccidiorida; Sarcocystidae.